GCUAAAUCAGACCCAAACUGCGGACCCUGGAAGCACUUAGCGGAACGCAUGGGGUAGUUGUGAAAUAUUGGCGCACGGCACCUAACUCGAAACCAUAUCCAUUGGGUUAUAGCGCAAAUAACCUGCUCUCUCUCACUUUUGCCAAAACGCGCCUUGUCCCGUUACUGCCUAAUCCAAUAUUUCAGGCUCCGUUACACCAGUAGAAGAGAUUGUAACAGCUUUACGGAAACGAGCAAAGGAACUUGGAGCGCUGAAAGUCGAGCAUUCAGUUGAUUCUGUCGCUCAGGGUCCUGUUAUCACUCACUCCUGAAAACAAUUUGGAUUCCUCCUUCGAUGCAUUUGAAGCGGAUGAACAGUUACUAUUACAGCCGUUGUUAUCGGUCCCCACUGAUCCGAAACAAUACAAUUAGGAGGUCCGUGUUGUUCAAGUUGGGGGUCUUGAUAUCCGCACUGUCAGUGUUCCUCUUUCGCAAGCUGGCAUUCGCUAUGGUCACUUCUACGCUCAUCUUGUUCAUUACAACACUGUCGAGGAGGUUGAGAGAAUAUUAGCGGUUUUCAAGGAGUUACGAAGAGGGAAGGGACCUUGGACAGUGUAAAUACGAGGU
This is a messenger RNA of Pisolithus orientalis, 605 nucleotides long. RefSeq lists its product as uncharacterized. NCBI's taxonomy places the organism in Eukaryota, Fungi, Basidiomycota, Agaricomycetes, Boletales, Pisolithaceae. The record is from RefSeq and is a predicted model, not a curated record. The transcript has 4 exons. The coding region runs from base 334 to 549 and encodes 71 amino acids.